AUGGAACCAGGUCAGGUGGUAUACACUGUAAUGGAGGGUCUGAUUAGCCUAAGCUGUUGUGUGGGGAACGUGCUGGCGAUGGUGGCUCUGUGGUCCAGUGGGAGUCUGCAGGAGGAGCCCACCUACUGCUUGCUGUUUUCCCUGAGUGUAGCAGAUGCUCUGGUGGGGUCUGUGGCUAUCCCUUUGUCAGUGAUGGUGGAUGGGCGCGUCACCACCUCCUUCAGCCUGUGUCUGUUCUUCAGCUGUGUUCUCCUGCUCCUCAUACUGGGCUCUGUGCUCUGUCUCACAGCUAUAGCAGUGGACAGGUACCUCAGGGUCUACAUCCCGAUGAGAUACAAAAGGAUAGUGACUCAGAGACACUACUGGCUGGUGGUUGCUGGAUGCUGGCUUGUUGCGUUCCCUCUCAGCUUCAGUCCCAUGUUCGGAUGGUACAACAAGGAAACUCUGGCCCACUCAAACAACUCCAUUAUUCUCUGCCGGUUCAUUGCAGUUAUCCCAAUGUCUUACUUGGUUUAUUUUAAUUUUUUCCUCUGCACACUAAUGCCUUUGUUGGUGAUGAUAAUACUGUAUUUUAAAAUCUUUUGGACCAUUCGUAGAAACCUGAGAGGUAAGCCAGGGAAUGGAGUUCAGACACAAUCCCACAUGUAUAUAAAAAAAGAGAGACAACUUGCAUUUUCGCUCUUUCUGGUCAUGAUUUUGUUUGCUGCAUCCUGGUUGCCUCUACACAUUAUGAACUGUAUUGCGUACUUUGGUGGGGUAACACUGGUGCCUGUAGUGGCUUUCUACAUUGGCAUUCUGCUCUCUCAUGCAAAUUCAGCUGUGAAUCCCAUUGUGUAUGCUUUUAAAGUACCAAAAAUCAGAGCAGCCUAUUUCAAACUUUGGAAGAAGUAUGCAACCUGUGGAGAGGAAAGGCGAGGACCAGAGAACAGCCAGACAACAGAUUACAAUAGUAAUGCAGACUUUGUUGAGACAACGUAAAGGCAUGUUCCACUUUAAAUCCACUUGCCUGGUAGAUGC
This is a messenger RNA of Periophthalmus magnuspinnatus, 1017 nucleotides long. RefSeq names its product adenosine receptor A3-like. The transcript has 2 exons. Gene Ontology annotation, cellular component: dendrite; synapse; membrane. NCBI's taxonomy places the organism in Eukaryota, Metazoa, Chordata, Actinopteri, Gobiiformes, Gobiidae. Gene Ontology annotation, molecular function: G protein-coupled adenosine receptor activity. Gene Ontology annotation, biological process: G protein-coupled adenosine receptor signaling pathway. The coding region runs from base 1 to 978 and encodes 325 amino acids. The record is from RefSeq and is a predicted model, not a curated record.